Messenger RNA from Lathyrus sativus (Indian pea), 1011 nucleotides. Lineage: Eukaryota; Viridiplantae; Streptophyta; Magnoliopsida; Fabales; Fabaceae. The record is from the annotation of a GenBank genome assembly.
AUGGUUUAUACUUCUCUCCCACCAUAUAUUGAUCCAACCAAUUGGCAUCAACAGCAACAAAAUCAUCAUCAAGUGACUAACACUAGUGUCAACACUCCUUUUCUAAUUCCGCCACCACAGCUUCAACCAUCAAACCUGACACCUUUGCAGCAGCCUCAUGGAAGCUCGAUCAGACCAGGUUCGAUGGCUGAUAGGGCUAGGAUGGCAAACAUACCUAUGCAAGAACCGUCGCAAAAAUGUCCAAGGUGUGAUUCAACCAACACAAAGUUUUGUUACUUCAAUAACUACAGUCUCUCACAGCCUCGCCACUUCUGCAAGACCUGCAGACGGUACUGGACAAGAGGCGGCGCCCUUAGAAGUGUCCCAGUCGGCGGUGGUUGCCGAAGAAACAAAAGAACUAAGUCAAGCAGUAACAACACAUCUAAGUCACCGGUUAGUUCCGAUCGUCAAACUAGCUCGGCAAACAACUCUCCUGCAGUGCUCAGCUCCCAGACGCCACCGCCGAUGAGAUUCAUGACUCCUUUACAUCAACUCGGCGUUCAUCACCUCGGUGAAAUAGGUCUAAACUAUAAUUUUCAUAGUCAAAUGGGUGGUGUAGGAGACUUAAAUUUCCAUAUUGGAAGCUCUUUAAGCGGAAGCAUCAACGGUGGUCGAAGUGGUGGUUCUGCUUCGAUUUUACCUACCGGUAACUUCGAGCAAUGGAGAAUGCCACAAACUCAUCAAUUCCCCUUCUUAACAAGCUUAGAAGCUUCUUCUUCACAUGGGUUGUUGUAUCCAUUUGGUGGUAAUGAUCAAGAACAUGCACAUGGUGGUGUUUCUAAUGUGAAAAUGGAAGAGAAUCAAUCUAAACAAUUCUUGGGAAUAACCAAUAGUAACAACAACAAUAAUAAUCCAAGUAGUGAACAAUAUUGGAGUUCUUCUAAUGGUGGUGGUGGUGCUAGUUCAGCUUGGAAUGAUCUUUCACCUUUUAACUCUUCUUCAGCUACUACAAAUUCCAACUAUAGAACUUAA